Trichoderma atroviride IMI 206040 is the source of this 2258-nucleotide messenger RNA. The record is from RefSeq and is a predicted model, not a curated record. Lineage: Eukaryota; Fungi; Ascomycota; Sordariomycetes; Hypocreales; Hypocreaceae.
AUGGUGUUGACACAGCUCAACACAAAGAACCUAGAGGGCCUCUGCUCCUUGGAGCAGCUUGAGCUCCUCAAUACGAUUGACUCACUCCGUUCCCAGGGCAUCAGCCACUACAUCUCUCUACCCCAAAUCAUCGUCUGCGGUGACCAAUCGUCGGGCAAAAGCUCUGUGCUCGAGGCUAUAUCUGGCGUCUCCUUUCCAGUCAAGAGCGGCCUCUGCACUCGGUUCCCAACAGAGCUCAUCCUCAGAACGGCAACAAACACUUCUGUCAAGGUCUCCAUCAUCCCCCACAAGCCACUGGGCAAAAAUGGAAAGGACUCGCUAUCCGACUUCCACGAGAAGCUGGACUCGCUCCAAGAGCUUCCGGAACUGAUUGAGAACGCCAAAGCAGUCAUGGGAAUCAAGACCCUUGGCAAGGCUUUCUCUAAUGACCUUCUUCGGAUCGAGAUCAGUGGGCCGGAUCGUCCCCAUCUUACCAUUGUUGAUCUCCCCGGACUCAUUCAUUCUGAGACAAAGAACCAGUCCGCCUCAGAUGUUGCUCUCAUCACCAGCAUUGUCAAAAGCUACAUGGCAAAACGAAGGAGCAUCAUCCUGGCAGUCAUAUCGGCCAAAAACGACUAUGCGAACCAGAUUGUUUUGAAACUCGCCCGCGAUACGGAUCCUAGAGGCAUGCGCACGCUCGGCGUCAUCACAAAGCCAGAUACUCUUGUCCCAGGCUCCAGCAGCGAGAAGACGUACAUCUCUCUGGCCCAAAACAUGGACGUCGAGUUCCGCCUGGGAUGGCACGUCUUGAGAAACAGAGACACCGACGCAGACUCUUGGACACAGGCACAGCGCGAUGCCAACGAAAAGACAUUCUUCUCCCAAGGUGCUUGGUCUUCCCUGUCUUCUUCCAAUUUGGGCAUUGCCGCUCUGAGAAGUCGCCUGAGCAAAGUUUUGCUCCACCAAAUCGCCUCUGAGCUGCCAAGCUUGGUGGAAGAGAUUGCCUCUGAGAUUGAUGACUGCAAUGCGCAACUCGAAAAGUUCGGCCAGCCUCGUAUAAGUCCCCAGGAGCAACGGAUCUACCUGAUCCAGAUCAGCUCGUCUUUCCAGUCGUUGAUGCAGGCCGCCAGUGAUGGCACCUACACCAACCCCUUCUUCAGCGCUUCCAACGAUGAUGAUGAAUCGACUUACUGCCGGCGCAUUCGUGCCGUUGUUCAAAAUCUGAAUCGAGAUUUCGCGAAUGAAAUGAAAAGCGAUGGACAAUACUACAAAAUCACUGAUUCCCCGAAGAAGCGUGUGUUGUCUGGAAAAGCCAUUGAAAUGACAAGAGAUGAUUUUGUGAAAAAGGUUGUCGAAAUGAUGUCCUACAGACGGGGCCGAGAGCUGCCCAACUCUUUCAGCCCCGAAGUUGUCACAGAUCUGUUUCGCAUGCAGUCAGCUCCAUGGAAGCCAAUCGUCCAGCGCCAUGUUCAGAGAGUUUGGGAGGCCACCAAGGUUUUUCUGAACCAAUUGGUUGCUCACAUCUCUGAUUCUGCUACUGUGGCGGCCGUUAUGGACAUGAUUAUUAACCCCAAGCUUGAUGCUCUCUUGGCUAGCCUCAAGGAAAAGACUGCAACGCUCUUAUAUCCAUAUGAAAAUAGUCAUCCGGUGACUUACAACUCGGAUUUCACCGACGCUCUUCAGAAAAUUCGCCUCAAACGGCAGGGGCCAACGCUUGACGAGAUAUUGCACAAGUUUUUCCCGGGAGUUGCUCUAGAAAGCACUUCCCAUUAUUGUGCCGCAGAGUAUUUCAACUUUGCAGGACUGAGAGAGGAACUAGUUCAACGUCUUGAACCAGACGUGUAUCGCGCCAGCGCUUCUGAUGCACUCGAUAGUGCCGAUGCAUAUUACGAAAUAGCCUUCAAGCGAUUCAUCGAUGAGGUUUCCAUCCAAGUGAUUGAAACAGGAUUAGUCGGCGAGAUCCGUCAACUUCUCAGCCCCUUAGUCGUCGCCCAGAUGAGCGACGACGACAUGGAAGCCAUUGUCGGCGAAAAGGACGCAAUCCGCACAGCACGAAUGACGCUUCAGGCCAAGCUCAAGCUUCUCAGCGAGGGUGCUCAGACGUGCAAGAAGUUUUCGGGAUUUCAAGUCUUGGGCUCGACGUAAACGAUGUCACAGAGACGACCGGCAUAGUACCAAACGGCAUUGUUGUUGAUGAUGCAGUAACGGAUGCAACGGUAGCAGAUGGCACAGUCGCGAAUGAUACAGCAACGGAUGAUUCACCAGCAAAUGGAAAGCUC